Aspergillus alliaceus is the source of this 1061-nucleotide messenger RNA. RefSeq names its product SWIB/MDM2 domain protein. Lineage: Eukaryota; Fungi; Ascomycota; Eurotiomycetes; Eurotiales; Aspergillaceae. The transcript is spliced from 5 exons. The coding region runs from base 139 to 963 and encodes 274 amino acids. Gene Ontology annotation, molecular function: RNA polymerase I cis-regulatory region sequence-specific DNA binding. The record is from RefSeq and is a predicted model, not a curated record. Gene Ontology annotation, cellular component: RNA polymerase I upstream activating factor complex; nucleus. Gene Ontology annotation, biological process: nucleolar large rRNA transcription by RNA polymerase I; transcription initiation at RNA polymerase I promoter.
AGUACAAUUCACGAUCACCGUGACUCUUCUCUACUCAAACCAGCGUCACCGACCCCGUAACUUUGCACAUUCUGCGAUUGACACAAUUUCCACUGCCUUCUCUCCUACCGAGAAGGUAACACAAGCUACUGUGUCAGGAUGUCGCUCUCUCCAGAAACCCGCGAACAAUAUGUUCCGAUCAUUGACUCAAUUUUGGCCAAGAGUGACCUCAAUACCAUCUCCGAGAAGCGAAUCCGUAAAGGGCUUCAGGAAGAGGUUGGCUAUGAUCUCACUCCGCAGAAGGCUAUGAUCAAGCAACUUAUUAUGGAGCGGUUCGACAUCUUUGCCGAAAAUGGCGGUAUAGGUGCUUCCCCCGAGGCAGCUGCCCCUGCGACCAAUGGCCACAGUUCGACAACUCCGGUUGAGGCCUCGUCUCCUACGCAAUCCUCGAAGUCCCACAAACGUCAGACAGAUAGCGUGGAACGUGAAUCGGACAGGACCCCCCCAGUGAAGAAGCAAAAGCCCGAUCAUGACGUGGACGCUGAUGCCCUUUUCGCUGCAAAGCUCCAAGCGGAAGAGAAUAUGCGUGCCCGUCCUACUCGUGGUGCUAGCACGCGCAAAGCUCAACCAGUGAAGAAGAAGACAACCAAGGCUAAAACGUCGAAGAAAGUCAAGGCGGAGGACGACUCAGACGUCGACUCCGGGUCCGAGACGAAGAAAGUCAACCGGUCGGGUGGAUUUCAUAAGCCGCUUACUCUUUCACCAGCAUUGUCAGCUCUGUUAGGUGGUGAGGAGUCGCUCUCGCGACCCCAAACAGUCAAGAAAGUCUGGGCAUACAUUCACGAGCACGAUCUGCAAGAUCCCAGCGACAGACGUCAAAUCCGCUGCGACGAACCGAUGCGCGCGGUCUUCAAGCAAGACCGCAUACAUAUGUUCACGAUGACAAAAAUCCUCAGCCAAAAUUUGUAUAGUCCUGAUGAAUAGCUCCUGUAUCAAAGGAGAACCCUGCGACAUACAUAACCUUCAGUGGUUUUGCGCCAUGUCCGUCGCUACAUUUUACGAAUAUUUGCUUUUCUUGUUCU